AUGGCUCCCCUGAUUGAACUCGACGCCACAGUGGCAGACCUGUACCGUACCCACGGCAUCACAGGACCCUUCAUCACGUCAACACACUGCUCCUUCGCCCACCUAGAUCUCCAUCCCUUCUGGACCCGAGAGAUGGUCUUCCCGGAAGAUGAAGAGCCUAUCCCAUACAGCGCCGACGAACAAGAGAGGAACCGCGUCAGGAAGAUCAUUUUAGGGCUCAAGCCGGUAAGGCGGGCCCUCGUCCUCGGAGACAUGCACGUCCUAUUUCUCAGCCCGUGCGCGGCGAAAGAAAACGUUGAUCGCAUAUUCAACCAGUUGAUCCCCGAGCAGCGGCCGCGGGCUCGGUAUGUCGACCUCGACCAAGGGGACGUCGACCAACAGCUUCACUGGCUCAGCCAGGGCAGGACGUUGAUCUACUGGCGUCCUCAAGGCUGGAUGCUGGAGCACAGUUGCCUCGUGCCCCCUCGCGUGGCCUACGAACUCAACUCGAAGCUCUACCUCGUAAACUCGGGAAUCCGCACCCCGGCCUCAGAACCGAUUCAACUUGCCCCGAACGUCGCCGACUCCGUCCUCGGCACGCGCAAGCUCCCCUUUGUGGUGAAGCUCUUCCUCGCAGGCUGUGGCUUCGGCACUCACCUGGUCACCAGCGAGGCGCGCCGCCAAAGCAUGCUCGCAGCCAUGGCCGAGUAUCAAUCCCGCGGCGGUACCCACGUCCUGCUGUCCGAGUACAUCCGCGCCAAGCAAUGCGAUCUGAGCGCGCAUUUCGUCAUCGGUGCCCCCUCGGAUACGCACAACAGAGACAACCCGCUCAUCAUGGGAGUUGCGAUGCAGAGCCUCACCAACGACGGGCACUGGACGGGCAGUAGCAUCGACUACGGCGCACAGGACGAGCUGCGCGACCUCCUGCGCGACACGAUCCGCGACACGACGCGACGCCUGCCCGAGUCCUUCGUCGGCUGGUGUGGCGUUGACGUCCUCAUCGACGAACAGGACGAUCAGUGGGUCGUCGACUUGAACGCCCGGUUCACGGGGUCCAUCGCGCUGUGCCUGCUGUCCUCGCACUUCUAUAAGCGGCUCGGCUUUCGAUUUGCCGAGGCUGGCUCGUUCCAGUACCGUGGCGAAUGCGGCGACGUGAGUGAGAUUCUGUCCCGCGACAUCGAGACCGGCAAGGUCGUUAUGAAUGCAGUGGCGAGCAUCGACGACGGGGUGAACAUGGUGGAUCUCAUAUGGGGAGGGCAUAGCCGGCAGGAUAUAGCUUCGACCGCUGAUCUGCUGAGGGCGGAGCUUUCGCGUGAACGCCGGUCGGUCGAAGAGGCUUGA
Messenger RNA from Cladophialophora carrionii CBS 160.54, 1320 nucleotides. RefSeq lists its product as uncharacterized. NCBI's taxonomy places the organism in Eukaryota, Fungi, Ascomycota, Eurotiomycetes, Chaetothyriales, Herpotrichiellaceae. Gene Ontology annotation, molecular function: ATP binding; metal ion binding. The transcript has a single exon. The coding region runs from base 1 to 1320 and encodes 439 amino acids. The record is from RefSeq and is a predicted model, not a curated record.